AUGGAAGAGGCACGUCGCCGGGUCUCCGUGGCACCUGCUCAUUUCGUCUUUGUGAACGGCUUCCCUCGCAUGAUGGACGGCUUCCACCUCUGGCAGAGCAUUGACGUUGUGAAGCCUUUUUUGGUUCUGGUUCUGGAGGCGCCUGAUGAUGUCCUCAAGACCCGGGCUGAAGCGCGGGGCCGGGAAGGGGACUUAAACUUCGGGGAGAGGCUCGCUUCCUACAGGGCCCUCACCGAGCCGGUCGUCUCCACAUUUCGCCAAGCUGGGAUCGCACGUCAUAUUGACGCCACGGGAAGCACGGCUCUUGUUACGGCAUCUGCAUGUUACCACUUGCAGCCGACUCUGGUCUUUGCCUGUGGUGACCCAAAGCUUUUUGGCCCUGUAUGCCGACAGGCGCGGCAAAGGCUCGGUGCACAGGUUAAGCGCAUCAGUGUGAACCGCAUCCGGGAGACAGCGGGAAGCAACCAUGUGGUGCAUCAACUCAUGCAGGAACUUAUGUAUGGCUGCUGGGGAAGGCUUGUUGUUGUGGAAGGCUUUCCUCAGGAUCUAGCAGAGCUACAGGCUUUUCCCCAGCAAGCACUGCUGAUGCUCGAUUUUAAGUCCGGCCUAGGGGAUGCGGCCUUUUUCGUGCGAUCCUUCGACAAUGCAGAGGCUGGCACCGUGGAUGCAGUGGCCAAGCUGUUGCAAUCCUGCCAACCUCUGCAGGUGGCACCCCAGUUCAUGGCCGUUGCGCUGCUAAAAGGCUGGAUGGAGGCUGCCCGACACAAGCCGUGGUGGGAUUCUGGCUUCUUUGUCACGGAAGCCCAGCCCAGUUACCUCCACUACCUGAGGCAACAAGUAGCUCUGGCCUCCUCCCACCGCAAGGAUGAAGAAGUCGAGUAUGGGACCCCAUAUGCCCUACCAUCUAAGAGUCCUCCGAUGGAGGCGUGGCUUUGCUGGCUCACCCACCAGCUGCACACAGACUCCUACUCCAAAUUUUGCCAGGGGCUGGAUUACCCACUUCGCUUGGGACCCCUGCCGCCAGCUGCAAAGGAAUUGGUAUCGAAGGCAAGAGCUUCGGGCGAGAAACCUGCCGCAGUUGCUCCUCAACAGCUCUCAUUGGAUUCUGACGCAUUGGCGAAUGUUCCUACAGCCUUCGCCCUUGCUCUUGCUGCCUUUGAAGAGGCCAGGCUAACGCCCCUAAGUGAUCCCAGGGCCAUCGUGCUCAAGGCGGACGGGGCGACGUGCAACGGGUCCGGGCCAGAUUUGAUGUCACACUUCUUGGACCUUAUGGACCUCUUCUACAGGCGCUUCUUGCUUGUCAUGGGCGAAACAGGACCUGAGAGCUUAGCAGGGCCUGCAGUGGAGCUUGACUGGGUCUGGCAUGCUCAUAUGACACACCCUCUAUACUCAGAUGACUGCUUGCGGCUCUUUGGGCACAUGCUGCCCCAUGUGCCCUGCAAGCCUGGGGAUUCCGAGCACAUACGAAGCGUGCCGCCAGACGCAGGCCGAGUCGCCAUGUCUCGAUUGAACGAGCUGCUGCGCUCCCGACUCCGAGACCUUGCAGGGUCCACGCACCUCCGCGAAGCGUUGACAUGGGAUCUUGGUGAGCCAAGCAAGGAGGACGAUGCCAUUGCGCUCGGCUGCUUUGUUCCAGGUGGAGAUCGUGCCUGGCUCUCGGAGCGGCUGGAAUCGGCGGGUGGGCGGCUCGGGCAGGCCCUACUGAAGUUUAUAAAGAAUCCUGGGGCUUGGAUCUGCCCAUGCCCAACACAGAACCCUUUGGAAGGAGAGGCAACUUUCCUUCAGGUGACUGUGCAGCUCAUGUCGGGAGAGCACGUGUUGGCCCAAACCAUGCAUAAGGACAGCACGGUGUCUGAGCUUGUAGCCGUCCUUCGUGAACAAGGCGAAACUGAGGAUCUGAAGCUCUUUGCACAGGGGGCCGAGCUUUCCGCCCUCAGCUGCUUGGGCGAUACCCCGGUUGCACAUGGAGCUGUGGUUCAGCUGGUGCGCAUAAAGCGCCCACCUCCUCUGAUAACACGACGGACGUCAAGCCCUGACUGGAACAGGAUUCCAUGCACGUGCUUCACCGACCACUGUGAGUUUCAGGUACUGGUUUCCGGCCGGCCCAUGCGCAAGUUCAUGUGCCAUCUGCAUGAGGGGGACUGGGUCCGGACUGGCUCCGAGCGCAAAGAGUACCGCCAGGUCACCCGCAUCUGGCGGUGUGCAGGAGGCCUCUCCAAGACGGUGGAGUUGCAGCCGGGGUGUCGGCUCACGGUUGGCCACCCCGUGUUUAUGAAUGGCUCUUGGUGCCGCCCUGAGGCCUGCAAGGCUCCCUCACACACGCAGGAAGAGCACGUGUACACUCUGGAAUUGGAGGGUCAUGUGGAUACGGUUCUUGUGGGCUCGCUCGAGACGGCUGUUGUUUGUGCUGCGCUGGGAGUGUAUUGUGGAGAAAGCUUUGGCUGGAACAUCUUUACCCGGAAGACAAGACCAUGCCGGAAGUGGCCUCAUUGUGACAAGUGCCAUGUGGCAGUCCUGCCCGCGCUGGAUUUCUCGGAUGUCACCCAAGACAUGCUUGCAAAGCGCUACAAGUCAUAUUGA
Messenger RNA from Symbiodinium natans, 2580 nucleotides. NCBI's taxonomy places the organism in Eukaryota, Dinophyceae, Suessiales, Symbiodiniaceae. The record is from the annotation of a GenBank genome assembly.